Candidula unifasciata is the source of this 1815-nucleotide messenger RNA. Lineage: Eukaryota; Metazoa; Mollusca; Gastropoda; Stylommatophora; Geomitridae. The record is from the annotation of a GenBank genome assembly.
AUGAGUGGAAAAGCUGAAAACUCAUCUGACUUCCUACCGUCAUCUGCAACAUAUUCAUCCACCAGACUCAAAAUGUCAGGUUUGGAUGUGAAACCAAAGAUUCUGUGUGGAAGGGAAAGACCAGCAUACAGGCAUGCACAACACUCACAUAAGGCCUUUGAAUCCUUGAAUGAAAUGAGAAGGAGGGGGCUGCUCUGUGAUAUCUGCCUGGUGGCUGGCAGCCAGGAACUGCACUGCCACAAAUCGGUGCUGGCGGCCUGCAGUCAAUAUUUCUAUGCCAUGUUCACCAAUGAGAUGUCAGAGUCCAAGGCUGCUAGAAUUACCCUCAAGGAAAUUGACCCCUCGGCUCUCUCAUUGCUCGUUGAAUUUGUAUAUACCUCGGAAAUUCAUGUCACAGAGGAUAAUGUUCAGACCCUUUUGCCAGCAGCUAAUAUUCUACAAAUCUCCGAAGUUCGGGAUGCAUGUUGUGAGUUUCUGCAAGCCCAGCUGCACCCGUCAAACAGCCUCGGCAUCAGAGAUUUUGCAGAUCUUCACGCUUGCCAGGACUUGUACAGCUAUGCUCAAACGUACACUGAGCAGCACUUCACAGAAGUGGUGCAUUAUGAUGAGUUCCUUUCUUUAAAUGUGGAGGCAGUGUGCAGACUGAUCUCAAGUGAUAGGCUGACCGUGACCUCAGAGGAACAGGUUUAUGAAGCUGUGAUGUCCUGGCUGCACCAUAAUUUAGCCUCCAGACAAGAUUGUAUUGAACAGUUAUUAGAAAAUGUCCGCCUGCCACUUAUGAAUCAAGACUAUAUUGUACAGCGAGUGGAAGAAGAACCACUUGUCAAGGCAAACUCCAGGUGCAAAGAUUACUUGAUAGAGGCUAUGAAAUACCAUUUACUGAAGACUGACCAGAAGCCUUUGUAUAAAACACCACGUACUCAACCCAGAAAUCCGAUUGGAUUACCUAAGGUGUUGCUGGUGAUUGGUGGGCAGGCCCCCAAAGCUAUCCGUAGUGUGGAAUGUUACGACUUUCAGGAAGAGAGGUGGUACCAGCUGGCAGAAAUGCCAUCCAGGCGUUGUCGAUGUGGUGUGGCAGUGUUGAAUGGGCUGGUGUAUGCUGUUGGAGGUUUCAAUGGCUCCCUGAGGGUCAGGAGUAUUGAUGUUUAUGACCCCCUGAAAGAUACAUGGAAUUCUUGUCCCAGUAUGGAGGCCAGGCGAAGUACUCUGGGUGUUGCAGUGCUGGGUGGACAUAUAUAUGCAGUUGGUGGCUUUGAUGGAGCUGCAGGUCUCGAUUCAGCUGAGUAUUUUGAUGUGAGGACCGGGCAGUGGAAAACUGUAGCAAAUAUGAGCACACGUAGGAGCAGCGUGGGAGUUGGAGUUGUUGGUGGUUUGUUGUACGCUGUGGGUGGCUAUGAUGGUGCCUCUCGGCAGUGCUUGAGCUCUGUGGAAUGUUACAACCCCUUGUGUGACAUCUGGGUUACAGUCUCGGAGAUGUCCUGUAGAAGAAGUGGUGCAGGUGUUGGUGUUGUUGAUGGAUUUUUGUAUGCUGUCGGUGGACAUGAUGGUCCCUUGGUGAGGAAGAGUGUGGAAGUUUACAACCCGGAGACGAAUACUUGGAUGGCUGUUGCUGACAUGCAUAUGAGCAGAAGAAAUGCUGGAGUUGUUGCAAAUGGUAACAAGUUGUAUGUAGUUGGUGGAGAUGAUGGCUCCUCAAACCUUGGAUCUGUUGAAGUCUACGACCCAGCCACCAACAAGUGGACAUUACUACUGUCCAGCAUGAUGACCGGACGCUCAUACGCUGGUGUUACUGUUAUAGAACGGCCAAUCUUGUAG